UGAAACCUUUUCAGGAAUAGACCUUACACCCUUUGCAACAUGUUUUUGGAUGGAAGUUUCUGGGAGAAGGCGUGGCCCUGACCUUGCCAUGUGUUCCGCUGAUGCCACGGUCUACUGUCAGCCGUGUGGAGAGGGCGGGAAACGCGCUGUGGCUCAUGGGUUCUGUCAGACCUGCGAGGAAUACAUGUGUGGUCCUUGUAUUGAGGCCCAUAAGAGGUUCAAGCUGUCCAGGAACCACAAAAUGUUAUCCAAAGAUAAGAUGCCGACAUUCUACCCGUCCACCAAGCAGUCUGACAUUGGCGAAACUGAAUACUGUAAAUCUCAUUCGAAGGAGAUGAUCAAGUUUUUUUGCCCGAACCACGGCGACCUUGGCUGUGGUGACUGUGUAGUCAUCGCUCAUCGCACGUGUAAAGUCGACUACAUCGCUGAUGUCUCUAAAGGUUUCGUCAAUGAGAACGAAUUCAAAAGGUUGGAACCAUCUAUUAAACGAGCUGAAGAUAUUCUAUAUCAGAACAUAAGUAACGCCGAGAAACUUCUGUACGAGGUAGUAAACCAGUCUAAGUAUGAGAUUGACAGACUGAGAAAAUUCCGGGAAGAAAUCAACACUUACCUGGACCGCCGCGAGAAGGAACUGCUCGACAACCUCAAGGAAGUGAAGACCAAGGAUGAAAACGACUUGACUGCACUAAAGACUGAUUGUAAAUCGGUGAUGACGGCACUUGAGGCCAUGAGGAAUGAAAUGUCUUCAAUUGACGUCUCGGUAAACCAGCGUUACUUGGCGGCAAGGCGGGCCCAGAAUGAGCUACGGGGACUUCAUGUCGAGAUGGGGAAGAUGGCUGGUAGGAUGAAGGCCCGGAAGUACCGGUUUGUUAAGGACGCGGACACGGAGCGGCUGCUGGGAACGAAAAAAGGCUUUGGAACACUGGACGUGGCGGGAGAGUUUCGGAGGGAAAGUACUAUUCCAGUUUCUGGCCACUCUACCGUGACAUGGAAGAAGGAAGUUGACAUCCCGGUCAGAGAGGCACAGGACAAGGACACCUGCUGGAUCACCGGCUCCGUCCUGCUUUCUUCUGGUCACCUUCUUCUGGCUGACUGCAAGAACAACAGUGCCAAACUGGUAGACGUCACCAACCGUAUCGUCACGUCCCGCAUCCAGCUGCCAAGCGGCCCCUGGGACGUAUGUACGCUUCCUGAUGACCAGGCCGCCAUUACUCUCCCGAACACUUCCAUGAUUCAGCUGCUGUCAACAAUGGGAGGACAGUUGUCGUGUGAAAAGGUAAUUAUUGUAUCAUACGGGUGUCGCGGCAUUGCAUCUUACAACGAUAGAUUAUACGUUUCAUACGUAACAAACCCGCGUAUUGAAGUGAUGACAUUGGAUGGUCAUAGUAUAAGUACAUUUAAAACAGAUGAUGGAAAACAACUUUUCAAAAUGCCAUUUUUCCUGACUGCGUCAGCUUCAACACCACCGACCCUGUACGUGUCUGACCACACUGAACACACCGUUAUCCAGCUGUCCCUGGAUGGGAAGGUCCAACAGAAGUACCGAGACAAGCUCAAAUAUCCAAAGUCCAUGGUGGAGAUAGGGCCUGGCCAGGUGCUCGUGUGUGGGCAGGUCAGCGGCAACGUUAUGCUGCUUACGGAGCGGGACGACAAGAUGACCGAAAUUCUGGGACAGAAGGACGGACUGACCCAUCCAUACUCCAUUUCUUUUUGUCUUUACACUCGUUCCAUAUUUAUCGGGAUGUUAAAAAAUGACUCACUGAAGGUAUUUAAUGCAAACUGACAGUGUUUCUCUCUCAGUCGUGAUUUCCCUUCCCUGGCAGAAAUGUCCAUGUAUUCAAUAAUGAUUGAGCAACUUAAUACUGAAUGCAAUAAUAUUUUAUUUUCAACAUUCCUCAAAAAGUAUUUUUGUAAACGUUUUUUAUGAAAUUAAAUAUCCAUUAAUAAUUAUGUCAAUGUAAAAUUUGAAUGACUAAGUAUAUAGUGAAAGAAAAGGUAUGUGAUAAGCCAGAAAAGCUAUUGGAAAUUAAUGACAAGUACAUUAUAUCUAAUAAAUGUUAACCGUAUUUUGCAGUUUUGUUUUGCAUUUGAAAAAGAAUUGCAAAUUAGAGUCACUGUUAUAAUACUAUCCAUCAAGUCAUGAAUAAGGUGUUUUGGGUGUUUAUUAUUUUUGUUUCAC
This is a messenger RNA of Mya arenaria, 2179 nucleotides long. RefSeq lists its product as uncharacterized. Bases 50 to 1783 code for a protein of 577 amino acids. The transcript has 3 exons. The record is from RefSeq and is a predicted model, not a curated record. Gene Ontology annotation, cellular component: nucleoplasm; chromatin. Gene Ontology annotation, molecular function: zinc ion binding; ubiquitin-protein transferase activity. Gene Ontology annotation, biological process: positive regulation of DNA-templated transcription. Lineage: Eukaryota; Metazoa; Mollusca; Bivalvia; Myida; Myidae.